AUGGUUGACUCGGCAGAUCUUCUGAAAUGGUUCGAGACACUGGGCUCUCGUACGCUCGAUCUCGUCGGAGACUACGCUGGGGACGAACGGUUUCUCCUUGAAGGAGACUCGCUUCUUCUCCAGUGCUUCUCGGACAACGCCCUAGACCUUUCGACCGGACUCCAGCUCCUACAUGCCACCUCCCUCGUUGAGAAAUUUCUCGCCAACCUCCGGCAGCGAAAGUGCGUCUUUCACGUCGUCUUCUUUGCAGAACAUGCCCAGGCAUGCGUUCCGGUGGGCGUUUCACAGGAACUGCGGCCGAAGUACCGCUUGGCGAGGGAAGCGAUCGUCCAACAUCUCGUUCAAAACCUUGAAACUUCCCUCCAGGCAAUUGAGAUACAGUGCUUUCCUAGCUAUCAUUCACGGGAAUUCCAAGAAUAUCUCCAUGCGGUUGCUCCAUACUUCCUAAUGUGCCACGACGGAUCGGCGCCCGUGGGUCUGUCACAGGUGCCUGGCGCCAACACUUCCGACAGCGAUGAGAGUGAGAGCGACGGGACGGAUUCGCGGGCGACGGAUCUGAAUAUCGGAGAGGCUGUGCCAGAAUUCUCUCCAACAAAAAUCAUCAUGCGGUCCAUGAUACAUUGGUUCGUCUGCAAUGGAUACAACAUCUCUCUCCUGAACAGCUUGGAGUGUCGAGACACCAAGGUCGUGUCGAUGAUACUCGAGGGAUCGGCGUCCAAGGCUCAGAACCUAAAGCUCCGCGCAAUUGGCGAUCUGCUGAACAACGCCGAUGAGGAUUCGGAGUCAGACUCGCUCGAAUCAGACCACGAGGAGGAUUAUUCCUCGCUUGGCCUGUCGGCUACUACCAGAAAGGCUCAGCAAAGUUUCCUAGCGGAAGAAGAUUUGAUCAGUCGAAUCUCAGAACUGGCGCGAAAUCGUGGCAUGGAGCUGACUCAACGCGAGUGGGCUACGUUGAUUGCACUCGGUUCGAUGUCGCGCGUGCUCCCAUUCAGGCAUAAUGAUAUCGUCGGAGCCCGCGCCAUGUUGAUGCACAUUGCGAUACUAGGCGACUGCAAGCUCUUGGAACGGGCGGUUGUCGUUCCCCGUUGCCAGGCCAGUGAAGCCUUUAUGCGCACGUAUGUGGAAGCUUUAUACGAGAUCCUCACAUCAGAGUUCUGGCAGAACAUGAUUGCGAGGGUACCGUGCAAAUGUGACCUGGGCGACGCCAUUGAUGGACGGCUCUUUCUUGCGACCGCAAAGGCGCUGCAACCACAUAAUGCCCAGGCCUUUGGCUCGUCCACCUUGGAGAAAGUCGAGACGCUCGCAACUGCCCUCGUACGACUUUUCAACCUUGAUGUCCGCCCUAUUGCAGCCCAUUCGCCGAAGUGGUGCGACACAACGGAAUGCAAUGGGCUAGCAUCGUCAACCGAGCAGCCCAGGAAGUCGGGUCAAACCGAGGAAGCCCUUACUGUCCUACCUUUUCACAACCCCGUUAUCGACGCUCAUCUAGAGCCCGUGCGUGUUGUUGUUAGCGGCAAGGCUAGUCCCAGUCCGAGCGGAAGCAUGUCACGCAUAUUCCAAGAGCUGAGCCACUGGCACAACCACAAACGCCCUCUUGACAAUCGACGGAAAAUUACGCUCACUGAGCGGCAGCAAAUGUUUGCCCAUCGUCGCAACCAGCGGUUCAUGACGGAUACGGCACGUUACGCUGCAAGCCUUACAAACGCCGUAGGCGGAUCGUUGACUCCGGAGACCGUCUUCGUCAAAUCGCAGAGCGAGAAAGCGAUGAAACAGCCCCGAGCACCUCAUGCUGGUGGAACACCAUAUUCAAGUACUGCGAGAAAGGAAAACACAUCGACGAAGCACAAAAAGACCGGCAAAGGCACGGUGUCAGUUCGCGACCAGAUAGCCGCUGAACGACAAUCAAAACAGCUCGAGGAAUUCAAUAAGCAUUUUGCUAACUGGCGGACCAGUAUCGAGGGACUGGAACGGGUUCCUGACAACAUCGCGAGAUAUGUAAAAGUGAAGGCACACCUGAAGGCACACCUUACGAACUUGCCAGCGGACAAGGCGAGCGCUCUACGCCCGGAGAUUCUGGCCUACAUGCUGAGCAUUUUGGUCAAUGCCUGGAAAGAAAAGUGUGAUACUAGCGAGCGUCAACACUCCGUUCAUAUUCUGGCUCUCAUCUGGCAGGUAAUUCAGGACAUCGGUCAUCUAAAGAAAGGUGUUACGGAGGACAUUGCAAGAGAAGUCCAACGUACAGUACGAGCAAUUCGGCUCCCACCUAUUGAGAUGCGGAUUGAGGGGACACGGAAGCUGCCAUUCGAAUUUGCGGAGCUCUCUACACGCAACGAUGCUUUUGCGCUUAGAUCAACGCCAACAAAGCUUCAGCUUCUCCAUGCAGGUCCGUAUAUGGAUCGUAGUAUGGGCUCGGCUCCUGAUCUUCGCGUUCGUGCUUUCGAACCAGACAAGUGGCAGCGGGAGGUUUUGGAUCAGAUUGACGCGCGGAAGAGCUUAUUCGUCGUCGCUCCAACAAGCGCGGGAAAGACAUUCAUUUCCUUCUACGCCAUUAAGCAGGUCUUAGAAGACGAUAAUGACGGCGUGUUGGUAUACGUGGCCCCCACCAAGGCGCUCGUCAACCAGAUUGCCGCAGAGGUUCAGGCGAGGUUCUCGAAAUCAUAUGGUAACACUCCAGGAAAGUCCGUCUGGGCAAUUCAUACGCGUGACUAUCGCAUCAACAACCCAACCGGCUGUCAGGUCUUGAUCACUGUCCCUCACAUCCUUCAAAUCAUGCUUCUCGCCCCUUCGAAUGCAAGGUCCUGGUCUCCUCGUGUGAAGCGUAUCAUUUUUGACGAAGUACAUUGUAUUGGUCAAGCAGAAGAUGGUCUCAUCUGGGAGCAGCUCCUUCUUCUCGCCCCAUGUCCGAUCAUCGCUUUGUCCGCAACUAUUGGGAAUCCAGCUAAAUUCAAGGAAUGGCUAGAAAUCACGCAAAAGGCGAACGGACUAGAGUUGAAAAUGAUUGAACAUAAGGCUCGAUACUCCGACCUUAGGAAAUACAUCUACCAUCCGCCAAAGAAUUUCGUGUUCAGUGGACUUCCUACGCCUCCGCUGCUGCCUCCGCUCGGUCUCGACGAAAGCGCAAGCAUGGCAUUUGUUCACCCCGUUGCAAGCUUGAUUGAUCGCUCACGCGGUCUGCCCGAUGAUCUCACUUUGGAGCCGCGCGACUGCUACACUCUUUGGAAAUCCAUGACCAAGCAUGCUACAUCCGCGUUUCCUGUCGAUGCAUCUCUGGACCCUCACAAUGCGUUGCCAAGCAUUAUCAAAAAAGCGGAUGUUAUCGAAUGGGAGUCACUACUCAAACAAGUUCUCCGGAACUGGAUGAACGAUAGCAAUUCACCCUUUCAGAAAGUCGUCAAGGAUCUUUCGAAGAGCAUCUCUAACCAUAAAGCCGUCGAUCUUCAGGUGUCUUCAGGCGAGUUUGAUGGAGCACCAGAGCCUAAAUCAGUCGAGCAAGGUGACCUUUUCGGCACGACGUUACCUCUAAUCUGUGCGCUUCACGAGCAGGGUGCACUGCCAGCUUUGUUCUUCAACUAUGAUCGAAGCAAGUGUGAGAAGAUCUGUUUUCAUCUCCUAGGUCAGUUGGAAGACGCAGAAAAGCGCUGGAAGGCGUCCGAUACAGUAUGGAAGAAGAAAUUACAAAAGUUCAAGGAAUGGAAGAAAUUACAGGAGAAGCAGACGCGCGUUCGUGAACCUAAGAAGCAAAAGGGGAAGAAAAGACGAGACGGCGACGAUGAUGACGGCGAAGAGGAGCGGACAUCCAGAACAGAACAGGCCCGACUCGUGGCAUCGAAGGAAUCGAGCAUGUUCGAAACCUUCAAUCCCAACAACCCGGUCGCGGGAUUUCAUUUUGCAGACGAGAAGAAACUGACGGAUUCUGAAUUCGACGAAUAUGCUACACAACUGCGACAUCGCAAUGUUCCUGAACAAAUGGUCACUGCCCUUAGACGCGGAAUCGGUAUCCACCACUCUGGUCUCAACCGCAAAUACAGACAGGUCUGUGAGAUAUUGUUCCGCAAGGGCUAUCUCCGUAUAGUAAUUGCGACCGGCACAUUGGCCCUGGGUAUCAACAUGCCUUGCAAGACUGUCGUGUUCUCUGGUGACUCCGUCUAUCUCACUGCGCUUGGAUUUCGGCAGGCUGCUGGUCGAGCUGGUCGACGUGGAUUUGACUUUCUCGGUAAUGUGGUCUUCCAGGGCAUUUCACAAGCAAAAGUCUGCCGUCUUCUGAGCUCCAAGUUGCCUGAUCUCAACGGACAUUUUCCGCUCACGACGAGUCUGGUCCUGCGGCUCAUGACUUUGCUUCAUGAAUCCAAGGGCUCCCCGUACGCUGUCAAAGCGAUCAACUCAAUAUUGUCCUGUCCCCGCAUCUACUUGGGAGGCGACGAACCCAAGCAUACAGUUCUUCACCACCUACGCUUUUCAAUCGAGUAUCUCCGGCGCAAUUGGCUGCUCAGUGAGAGAGGCGCUCCGCUGAACUUUUCCGGUACGAUUUCUCACCUGUACUAUACUGGAAACUCGGGGUUCGCCUUUCACGCAUUGCUCAGUGAAGGCUACUUUCAUGCACUCUGCAAAAACUUAUGUGGCCGAGAAAAAGAAACGCUGCGGACGCUCAUGCUAGUUCUGUCACACCUAUUCGGUCGCUACAAUCUCCCGCCUAGCGUUUUGGAGAACCGGCAAUCACGAGAUAAAUCCACCUCUGUCGUGGUCUUGCCAGCUCUCCCAAAGACUGCCGCGCGGAUUCUCCGUUCGAGUAAUCAGAAAACGUUGGGCAUCUAUUCGGCCUAUGUCAAAACAUUUGUCGACCAGCAUAUCACCGAAGCGGAUUGCACCCUCCCUUUAACCCAGAUCAAGUGUGGUGGAGACAAGCCUGCAAGGGAGAUCAGUACCUCACCCUCCUUCCUUGCACCAACACGGGUCACCUCCGCCUUUGCCGCACUAUCCGGCCAUCGCGACGAAUGGAACACUAUCCACGAGCUCUGCACCCGUAUCCGCAGCGGCGUUUGGCUCGAACAGUCCGUAAUUCCACAUCUCCAGAUCUCGCCUGAGAAGGACGGCCCAGCCCCUCUGAACGCAUACCUGUAUGACUUUUACAAGCAUGCGAACGUCCACGCUCUCCAGACGGAGAAUAAGAUUCGCAGUGGAGACCUCUGGUUCGUGUUAAAUGAUUUUUCCCUUGUUCUCGCGACGAUUGUUACGAGCUUGGAGAAUUUCAUGAAGCUCACCCCAGGAAUGGACACUGAUCUCUUGGAUUCCAUGGGGGGUGCAGAUGCUUCAGAUGAUGAGCUCGAUGCGGGUGCUGGAUCCAAGCCGGUGAAUCUGCCUCUGCGCGGCCAGCCGGAUGCAAAGGCGGGCGUUGCGAUGGCGAAACAGCGGAAGCAGUCAAAGGUAGCGGACAGCUGGGAUGAUGAUCUGAGCGACAACAGUGACAAAAAAUUCAGCACAGCACCCGGGCACAUCAACCACGCUGCGGAGUCGCUUGACGAGAAAUCCAAGCAGCAGUUCCGCGGUCCAAGCCAUGACAGACGCAGCAACGAGGCAGAUGAUUUUCUCGAAGGCGAAGGGCUCCUUCAGGUUCUCAGGGCGUUCAAAAUGCUCCAGAAGGAGUUUAAUGACAGGUUUAGGGCCAUUUGGGCGUAA
Aspergillus calidoustus is the source of this 5673-nucleotide messenger RNA. Lineage: Eukaryota; Fungi; Ascomycota; Eurotiomycetes; Eurotiales; Aspergillaceae. The record is from the annotation of a GenBank genome assembly.